GACGUCACGCAAACAGUACUCUGAAACCGGAAGAGAGGAAAUCACACCGUUAUCUCGGGAUAUUUACAUUUCCGAAAGCGAAGAUGAAUCCUCCAGUUAUCAACUCUAAUAAUUCAGUGACAACUUCUACCAAAAAAAAACGAGAGGCUGAGCGCUCUGUCAACUGGACGGUUGAGGAGACCCAGGUGUUGCUGUGUGCCUGGAGUGACGAGCGUGUUCAGAAGAGCCUGGCUGAGAAUGUCCGUAACCGACACGUCUUCAAACACCUGUCAGCCCGCAUGUGCGACCUGGGCUUCUCACGCAGCCCCCACCAAUGCCGGCUCAGAGUCAAGACUCUCAAGGCCAACUAUGUCCGAGCCAAACUGCUGAAGAGCGUGGAUGACUCCCAGCCCUGCAGUUUCAGGUACUACGCUGAGAUGGAUGCCGUGCUGGGUAGAAACCGUGCUGUGGAGGGGACAGGAGGAGGACAUUUUGGAUCUACUGAAGGCAUAGGAGGUCUAGGAGGGUGCCAUUUUGGAUCUCAUGAAGGCAUCGGAGGAUUAGGAGGGUGUCAUUUUGGAUCUCCUGAAGGCAUAGGAGGAUUAGGAGGACACCAUUUUGGGUCAGAAGGGAUAGUCGGAACAGGGCAUCAUUUUGGAUCUGAGGGGGCGGGAGGACUUGGAGGGGGGCGUCAUUUUGGAUCCCCUGGAGAAACAGGAGGACGGCAAUCACGGUAUCUGGUUUCUGAAGUGAAGGUGGAGGAGGAGGACAGAGAGGCAGAGGACACGGAUGAGUACGAGUUCAACGGAGUAGGAAUCCCUCCUCGGUCACUGACGGGCCCUGGUGGAACUCGGCAGGACACUUUCGUAGAACGCAGUGACGACUACCAUGAACCUGUUGUGGAUCUAUUGGAGGACGACCUCAGCUCCAGGUCCCCCUCCCCACCUGCCCCACCACCUCCACACCAGCCUGGCUCCCCUGUCCCUCUGCCCGUUGGGUCUAGCCCCAACACGGGCAGUGGCACCACCCUGCCUUCCACCCACCCCCAGGCCAACCCCCAGUCCCUGGAGCCUGCCCUGAAGCACCUGGCCGACUGCUUCCAGAGAAUGGUGUCCGAGUCCCAGGGUCUACUGGUGCAGCUGGAGAGCCAAAGACAGGAGCAGGCUCGCUGGCAGCAGGACCUGUUGUCCCGGUGGCUGGAGAAGGAGGACCGGCGCCAGAGGGAGGCGGCGGACCGGGAGGACCGCCGGGAGCGGGCUCGUAUGGAGCACGAGAUACGGGUGCUGACGCUCCUCAGCGACCUGGCCCAGAACCAGCAGAGACAGAACCAGACGCCGCGCCAAAGCUGCUGCCACCGCUGUAGUGGGAUGGCGGCGGCGGCCGGUGUCUGCGGGGCUGCAGAGGGGGGUGCUGAGGUCAACCCUGGGAUGGCUGCCAGGCUAGAUGACGGCGCUAAGGACAAAGACAGGACCGAAUCAGAUGCCUUAUAGAAGAAUAACACAACGAGCGAGAAGCCGACCCGGGUCCAGCGCAUCCGCCUGUUUUGAUGUUGCAGGGGUGUUUUUUUUGGGUAUCUCUGAGAGAUCUAACAAUUCUCCACCUCUAAAUCCCGGGCACGUGCGGUGCGCCCGCAACCAGGACAAGAACCUGGGUCGUCAUGACACAUUUGCACUGCGUUUCAGGCUGUUGUGUUGACCUGGGUCUGUGUUGGGGGGGAGACCUUUUCAAGACCUUUUGCUCCCAGAAAGGUCUUUGAUGUUGUCACACGGUAUGUUUAUGUCUGUGCCUGUGUUGGUUGUGCUGGAGUGUGUGGCGCAUAUGAAAUUUACGCGCAUUGUUCAUUUUUUAUUUACCAUGAAGUGGUGUAAUCCACUGAUGUUGGAUAGACCCACGAAAUAUUCUGCAAUUGUUCUAUUCACCUUUUUACAAUCGACUUGAUCGUCAAUUUCACCAAUAAAAUGUAUUGGUAUGUA
Messenger RNA from Esox lucius (northern pike), 1952 nucleotides. RefSeq lists its product as uncharacterized. Bases 84 to 1469 code for a protein of 461 amino acids. NCBI's taxonomy places the organism in Eukaryota, Metazoa, Chordata, Actinopteri, Esociformes, Esocidae. The record is from RefSeq and is a predicted model, not a curated record. The transcript has 4 exons. Gene Ontology annotation, biological process: positive regulation of DNA-templated transcription. Gene Ontology annotation, cellular component: nuclear body.